Molecule: messenger RNA, 410 nt
Organism: Zophobas morio
Lineage: Eukaryota; Metazoa; Arthropoda; Insecta; Coleoptera; Tenebrionidae
Product: small ribosomal subunit protein eS27-like
Exons: 2
Coding region: 113-367 (84 amino acids)
Biological process (GO): translation; ribosomal small subunit assembly
Cellular component (GO): cytosolic small ribosomal subunit; ribosome
Molecular function (GO): structural constituent of ribosome; RNA binding
Source: RefSeq, a predicted model, not a curated record
UAGUGGUAUCACCUGUCAACUGUCACUUUCCUUUACAUGGUUGAUCACCGAAAGCACCACGUGCGUGUUCGACUAAAAUCAACCUUUUAGAGUGUUAGAAGCUGUUAAAAAAAUGCCUUUGGCGGUCGACUUAUUGCACCCUUCUGCUGAAAAGCAGAAGAGGUCCCACAAACUCAAAAGAUUGGUCCAACACCCGAACAGUUACUUUAUGGAUGUGAAGUGCCCCGGUUGUUACGCUAUAUCGACAAUUUUCUCCCAUGCCCAGUCAGCUGUACCCUGCAAAGGAUGCUCGACCAUACUGUGCACAUCAACCGGAGGGAAAGCUCGGUUGACCGAAGGGUGCAGCUUCAGAAGGAAGCAACAUUAAAUAAUAUAGUGUAAUCAUCUUUUCUAAUAAAUUUUAUUGGGGA